AUGUUAUCUGAGCCAGAUUCAAUUGUAGAGAAAAGUCCAAAGGGUAGAUUUAUUAGAGUAAUAAAAUAACAAUGCUAAAAGGUAGUUUAAUGAGUAAAUCGGGAAAGGGACUUAUAAAAAUGUUUAUAGAGGCUAUGAUGAAGAUUCUGGAUGUGAAAUUGCAUGGAAUGUAAUACAUUUAGAUCAAUUGCCUCAGUGUAAAUAGAAUUGAUUUUAUUAGAAGAGGAAAGGAAACGAAUAUCAGAGGAACUUAAUAUUCUUAAUAACAUAAAGCAUCCAAAUAUUAUAAGCCUCAUUAAUGCUUGGAUUAGUAAAAAUAAAUGUGAAGUUAUAUUUAUAACAGAAAUUGUUCAUGGUGGAUCACUAAAAAAGUAAUUCAUUUAUAUUAAGAAAGGCAUUUAAGAAAAAUAUAGAGGCCUCGUUUAAAAAUACUAAAACAUUGGUGUCGAGAAAUAUUGAAAGGUUUAGAAUAUCUACAUAGUAUUUCUCCAUAUCCAGUAAUACAUAGAGAUAUUAAAUGUGAUAAUAUAUUUAUUAACACACACAAUAAUCAAGUUAGAAUAGGAGAUUUUGGAUUAGCAAUUAAAUUACAAUAAUAGGAUUUUACAUAAUCUAUUCUUGGAACACCAGAAUUUAUGGCUCCUGAAAUUUAUGAAGAAAAGUAUGGUCCUCCAGUUGACAUUUAUGCUUUUGGUAUGACAUGUUUAGAAAUGGCAACAUAAAGAAGACCAUAUGAAGAAUGCGCAGCACCUAAUUAAAUUUAUUAAAAAGUAUUAUUCAAUUUUAUUAUCAGGUCAUUAAUAGGAUUAAACCAAAAACAUUAGAUUUAAUAUAAAACCAAGAUUUAAAAUUAUUUAUUUUAAAAUGUCUCGAAGAUUAAGAAAAAAGGCCAACAGCUUCAGAAUUACUAAAUGAUAAAUUUUUAAAUGAAUCAGAAGAUGAUAAUUAACAUGUUGUUAUUUUAGAAGAAGAAUAUAUUGAUCAAAUUUUAGAAAAUUAAGUUUAAAAAUAUAAUCUUGUAUUCAGAGAAUAGUUAGACUUUAAUAGUUCUAUAUUAAUUUAAUUAAAUGUAUCUGAGGAAAUGCAUAUUAAAAUUACAUUUACUGACACCACUAAAUAUAAUUCGUCUUUUCAAGAAUUCGUGAAGUCAAGUGUCUAAAAAUAUUUAGAUUUACAAAAUGCAGAACAAUUUGCAGAAUUUUAAGAAGAAAGUAAAUUAUUAUUUCAAAUAAUAAGUUCUCAAAUUAGGUGGUAUUGAUAAAGUUAUAUGGGUAAAAGCAAGCGAAGAAUCUAAGAAAAUUAUGAAAACUUAAUUACUGUAAUCCUUAUAACAAUUUUAAAUAGUAUCAUUCUUAAAUAUUUAGACUAUUUCCACUCUACUUUAAGAUGUUGAUAUAAAUGAAUGGGAAUUAAUUGAAUAAUAAAUUUUGGUUCAGUUUUAAUAACAAAGAAAAUAAAUCAAAUCAAAAUUGUCAAAUUGA
Paramecium sonneborni is the source of this 1481-nucleotide messenger RNA. The record is from the annotation of a GenBank genome assembly. Lineage: Eukaryota; Ciliophora; Oligohymenophorea; Peniculida; Parameciidae.